AUGAUUGUUGUAUCAACAACAGCUAAAUCAGACUUAUUUGGACUUAUGAAAGGUUCUUUAAAAUUUGCCACUGAAAUUAAUGGAGUUCCAUUAUGUGAAAUAGCCAAUAUUUUAUUUGUAGGACAUAAAGUUAUUGGAAUGUCUAAUGAUUGUUAUAAUUUUUUUUCUAAAUAUGCCAAAGAUUAUAAUGUUAAAUUAAUAAAAGAAUUAGCCGUAGAAGGAGCAUUUCAUACAAGAUUAAUGAGUGAAGCAGUACCUCAAAUAAAAUUAACUAUGAAAAAUGUAACUUUUCAAAAACCUUUUUGUAAUAUGUAUUCAAAUUUAACGGGGAAAGUUAUGUGUAGAAAAACAACUUAUAUCAGAGAAUCACUUGCAACCCAAGUAUGUAAUCCUGUUAAAUGGGAACAAAUUCAACAAUUAAUUUAUAAAAAUCAUAAAAUUGUUAAUGAAAAACAUUUGUUCCCUAUGUAUUUUGAAAUUGGUCCUGGUCAAACACUUGGUGCAUUAUGGGCUAAAAUAAGUAAGAAAGCAUAUAAAAAUUAUGUUCAUAUUUCUUGUUAA
Strongyloides ratti is the source of this 561-nucleotide messenger RNA. Its product is annotated as Malonyl-CoA-acyl carrier protein transacylase, mitochondrial. The transcript is spliced from 2 exons. Gene Ontology annotation, molecular function: transferase activity. The record is from RefSeq and is a predicted model, not a curated record. Lineage: Eukaryota; Metazoa; Nematoda; Chromadorea; Rhabditida; Strongyloididae. Bases 1 to 561 code for a protein of 186 amino acids.